This is a messenger RNA of Rhineura floridana, 1781 nucleotides long. It is a transcript of the gene PTGR2, whose product is annotated as prostaglandin reductase 2. Lineage: Eukaryota; Metazoa; Chordata; Lepidosauria; Squamata; Rhineuridae. The record is from RefSeq and is a predicted model, not a curated record. The coding region runs from base 44 to 1087 and encodes 347 amino acids. Gene Ontology annotation, molecular function: 15-oxoprostaglandin 13-reductase [NAD(P)+] activity. The transcript has 9 exons. Gene Ontology annotation, biological process: prostaglandin metabolic process.
GGAAACGGACUUCCAUCUGUGUAGGAUUUUGGCAGACAGGCUGAUGAUUAUACAGAGAGUGGUAUUGAAAUCACGCCCUGGCAUCAAUGGAGAGCCAGUUGCAGAAAACUUUUGUAUGGAGAAAGCUACCCUACUGGAUAAAAUUGCUGAAGGUGAAGUCAAAGUUCGUACACUUUGUCUGUCUGUUGACCCUUAUAUGCGAUGUCGUAUGAAUGAAGACACUGGUUCUGAGUACCUCCAGUCCUGGAAGUUGUCUGAAGUCACUGAUGGUGGGGGAAUCGGUUCUGUAGAGGAAAGCAAAGAUGUGCAUUUUGCUGCAGGAGACUUUGUAACUUCUUUCAACUGGCCCUGGCAGACAAAGGCCAUUCUAGAUGGAAAGCAACUCGAGAAGAUUGAUCCACAGCUUGUAGAUGGACAUCUUUCCUAUUUUCUGGGUGCAGCUGGCUUGACUGGACUGACAGCUUUGCUGGGAAUAAGAGAGAAAGGACAUGUGUCCUCGGGUGCUAAUCAAACCCUGGUGGUCAGUGGCGCUGCUGGUGCCUGUGGUUCAUUGGCUGGGCAGAUAGGUUUCCUGGAGGGCUGUUCCAAAGUGGUUGGUAUCUGUGGCACAGAUGAAAAAUGCUCCGUUCUGGUCUCAGAAAUGGGGUUUGAUGGAGCUAUCAACUAUAAGAAAGAGAAUGUGGCACAACGGCUGCACCAACUCUGUCCAGCUGGAGUAGAUGUAUACUUCGACAAUGUUGGUGGAGACAUCAGCGAUGCAGUGAUCUGUCAGAUGAAUGCAAAUAGCCAUAUCAUUUUAUGUGGCCAGAUCUCCCAGUACAACAAGGAUGUGCCUUAUCCUCCUCCUCUGCCUCCUGCGAUAGAAGAAAUAAGGAAAGCACAGAAUAUCACUAGGGAACGAUUCCUAGUUCUGAACUACAUGGACAAAUAUGCAGCUAGUACUUUGCAGCUUUGUCAGUGGAUCAAAGAGGGAAAACUGAAGGUUAAAGAGACUGUGGUAGAAGGCUUGGAAAACAUUGGAGCUGCUUUCCAGUCUAUGAUGCGUGGGGGCAACAUUGGAAAACAGAUAGUGCUUGUUUCUGAGUAAAUAAGUCUUUGUAGUGUUUCCUACCAGGAAGAAGGUAUGAGUACUCAUGCUGCAGAAACAGAGCUCUGCAUCUUGCAUUUGAAUGUAGAAGUUGGGUGGCUAUCUACUUUAUUCUUAUUUUGAAAAUACAAGAUUUUUAACAGCGAACACUUGGGUUCCCUGAUAAGGCUUCUGUUUAUUGUGACGAUAUAGAAAGCAAGUCCAGUUUUAAUUCCAAGUUCCUUAUCUAAAUGUUUCUUGUGCAUUUCUUCCUGCACACUUUGCCUUUAGGCAGGAAAUAAUUUUGUAAAGUUUACUUCCAGUCAGAAUAUGCUGCACUCCAAUCUCAAGUGUCUGAACACUACUAUUUAACAACUGUGUUCCACUGUUAUAGCAUACAUUAGUUACUGCUAGUACAAAUGUUAAUUUAAAAAAAAAAAAGAUUUAUGACUUGGCUUCUUUAUGAAUGCAAUGAAGUGUCCUUCCUAGUACAGCAGUAGUCAGGCUGAUGCCUUCAUUUCUUUAUAACCUCCUCCCAGCUUGUAUAUGCAUAUAUACAUGAUUUUAUUUGUUUUAUCUUAACUCAUUUUGAGACAUUUUUGUAUAAAGCAACUAACAAAUGUAAUAAACUGUUGAUUUUGCUCCAAUUUAAUGGGGAAAGGAGCUGCUGUUGGUAGCAUCUGCGUUUCCAAAUAAAAACUAUAAAAUUCUUGUA